Molecule: messenger RNA, 2634 nt
Organism: Elgaria multicarinata webbii
Lineage: Eukaryota; Metazoa; Chordata; Lepidosauria; Squamata; Anguidae
Gene: PLEKHG7
Product: pleckstrin homology and RhoGEF domain containing G7
Exons: 17
Coding region: 366-2606 (746 amino acids)
Biological process (GO): Rho protein signal transduction
Molecular function (GO): guanyl-nucleotide exchange factor activity
Source: RefSeq, a predicted model, not a curated record
GCAAACAUUUCUCAAGAGCAAAGAUCAUCAGUUAUGUAUUAAGGCAGAUCAUGUUACCUUCUGUAAACUAGCUUGUUGUUACCACUUCCCUCUGGACUGUUGAGAUAAAGAAAUCCCAUGGAAACAUACAAAGAGGAAAAACAAGUUCCCCAUUCUUGCAUUCAGAAAGGAGGCUUGGGAAGAGGACAGAGGAGUUUCUGCGCUUAAGGCUAAAAAGGCAGUAAAGACACCCGAAGACUCAGCAGUGGUUCUAAGCAAUUUCCACGUUAUUUAUCUUGUGCAGGAUGUCAACCCCCUAGAAACUGACAGUAUUAGUUGUACCCUUGCAUCUGCUGUUUAAACGAUGGUUUGGCUGUGAAUAAAGGAUGCAAAAAGUGGAGUGUGAAUUUUCUUUUGAGGUGGAGGAAGUAACGUACAUAGAAGAACAAUGUCCGAAUCUUCAGGGAACUGAACCAUGGAAAAACAGUUUGAAUCUGAUAGUAAAGAGUGACACGGGAAGCAUUGACUUCUCAUCCUGUGACACCUCAGCCCCAAAAGGCGCAGCAAAAAACAUGUGCCCUAACAGCAUCGCCAGAAGGCGGGGCGUUAGCGAUAACCCACACCUAUUGAAGAUUCCAUCCUUGGAGCAUGACGAUGGUGACAUCAUACCUUACCAAUUUAAUAGACAUGCUCCAGGAAGGAUUUCGACUUCUCCAACUCUGAGGAGGCUGAGAAGCAGUAGACCAUCAAUUGCUCAAGUGUUUCCACUCCAGGAUGGCUCAGAAAGCUCAAGAGUGGGCAAGCAGAUGCAGCAAAUGGACUCUUUUCUUCCUGUUUGUCAAAGUCAUCCAUCAUGUUCUCAGCAUUGCAAUUCCUCCUCAUACUCUGCACCAACUCCAAGAGAAAGCUCUACAUUGGUUGAACCCAUAUCACAACCUAAAGAUGAGUACAGUGAUGAUCAAACACUGGAGAACAAUGGGGACAACCACUCUUCUUUCCUCUCUGAAGGAGAACCCAAUUCUAAGGCAUGUGUUCAAGAACUAGAUCUACAUAAACCUCAUAGUCAAUACAACUCUGCAGAACGCAGGCAUAGCUCUGUGGUGGUGAGUUUGCCUGGACUUGAGAUGUUCCCAGGAGACCUGCUGAUAUCAGACAGUGCAGCAAAAUUCCUGUACCAUUCAGCAUCACUGCAAAAUUCAGAAUCCAAAAAGCCCUGGUGGCCAUUUGCUAAAAAAGGAAUGAGUAAAGACAAACAAAAACAAAUAUCAGACCUGGAAAGUUGUCUUUCUACUGUAACCAUCAAGAUGUCAGACUGUAGCGGCUAUGAAUUUCACUGCGUCAAGGAUAAAACGUGGCAGGAAAUCAUGGAGAUGCAUCAGCUUGAGCCAAGAGCCACUGGUGAUCAUUUAGACACAAAGACGAAAGAAGCAGUGUGGGAACUCUUCACAACUGAAUGCACAUACUUGCUUGAUCAUCUUCUGGUUCUCAAAAUGAUAUUUAUGGAUACAUUAAGGUACCUGCAAAGCAAGGAGUUCCUCGCCGAUGUAGACACUGGGCUGCUUUUUGCAAACUUGGAAGAACUGAAUCAGGUGAGCCUCAGUUUUGUGAGCAGUUUCUUUAGCGCUAUAGAGGAUCACUUUGUCCAACGUACAGCCUCCAUAGAUUUCACCUCUGUGCUCACAAAGAAUUUCCAAGGGAACUUGUGUCAGAGCCACCAGAUAUACUGCCUGAAUUACACCUCUGCUAUCUUUUACUUGGAGAAACUGAAAAAGAGGGAAGAUUUUGGGACCUAUUUGAAGUGGUGUGAACACAAUGAACAAUGCAAACGGCUCCAUCUGUCAGAAAUGCUUGUUGCACCGUUACACAAACUGACCCGCUAUCCCCUCCUCCUGGGGAAUAUCUGGAAAAAUACAGAGGCAGGAGAAAAAGCUGUCAUUGGUUCACUCAAGGACAAGGUGGAAAAAUCAAUACGGGAUUUGGAAGGGAAAGUGAAAUGGCUGGACAAUUUCCAAAAAUUUAAACAGCUUCAGGAAAUUAUAAUUUGGCCUACACUUUGGGAUCAAGACAAAAGAUUUUUUGUUCCCGAGUGUCUCAAGAACAUACUAAGGGGCAAUCCCAAUGAAAACAUCUUGUCACCUACAAAGAGAUCCCUUGUUCAUGAGGGGAGAUUAAUGCUUGCAGAACAUAUGAAACUUAAUGAUGCCUACCUCUUUCUAUUUGAUGAUUUGCUAUUGAUUACCAAACCGAGCCGGCAUAAAAAGAAAUAUGGGGGUUCUGAUUCGAGUUUAAUCCCUGUCUGCCCUGUCUUCACUCCUGAGUUGCAAUCUUUACUUGAGGAAGGCAGCUAUUGUACCGUGCUUGAUCAACCUAUUCCAUUAGACAGAAUGGUAGUAAAAAAUAUUGACUCAUUCCACGUAACAGUUUUUGGACUACGAAAUGCUUUUCUAAUACAGCAUGAAAAUAGGUAUCAACAGUGCAUAGCAGCCUUCUUGCUACAAGCACAGACUGAGUUUAUCAAGAAAACAUGGAUGUCACGGAUAGAAACUGCAAUCUCAAAUUAUGCAAAGAGAAAAAACUCCUUCCAAACUUCAUUUUUCAGUUUACCUGCUGAAUCAUCUGAAAUUUAGCUGUGGUCAGUUGGGAACUGAUGGGCAU